UGUUUACGAUUGACGUUUUUCUUAAUAAACCAAGAAGAAGUAGGUUACUCGGAUAUUAAUGCUAAACGAAAGUAGAAACCGUGGGAUUUUAUCGCCAGGACCAGUAAAACGCAAUCAUUGAAAACUAGCCUAUCACAGAUGUCAAGGAGCCAAAAUGGUGGACUCUUGUGGAUUGGUAACUGUCAAGAAUGAACCAGUGCCUCUGAAGAGUAUUGCUGUGGAGGUGAGUGUGCAGGGGCAUGUGGCCACUGUGAGCUCCACUCUGCAGUAUGAGAACCAGGAGAAAAGCCCUCUGGAGGCCAUCUUUGUUUUCCCUCUACCAGGAGAGGCUGCUGUCUGCAGGUUCAGCGCCAAGAUAGGACAGACUGAGGUGGUGGCUGAGGUUCAGGAGAAACAGAAGGCGCAGGAGCAGUAUGAUGAUGCAUUGAGCUCGGGACAGCAAGCCUUCCUAUUGGAGGAGAGUGAUGAGAGCCCGGACGUGUUCAAGCUGAGUGUGGGUAGUCUGCCUCCAGGAGAGAAGGCCUCUGUCAGCCUGGACUAUGUGACAGAGCUGGCUGUACAGGCUGACGACAGCCUGAGGCUCUGCCUGCCUGCCGUGCUCAACCCCCGCUACCAACCCCAGGGGUCAGACAGUGGUAGUGAUGGCAGUGCCCAGGUGUCCUCAGUGCCCGCUGGUUCUGUGCCCUACAGUCUGUCCCUCAGUGCCCGCGUGUCGUCCCCUCAUCCCAUCUCUAGAGUAGAGUCCAACUGUCCCCUGGACCCACUCAACUACCUCAACACAGAGAAAACCCAAGCCACGGUCAGUCUGGCUGCAGGUCAUCAGUUUGACCGGGACGUUGAGCUGUUGUUGUAUUACCAAGACACCCAUCAGCCUACUGCUAUAGUAGAGGCAGGACAGGCUUCUGCCAAGCCAGGCUCUCUGAUGGGUGACCCAGUGGUCAUGCUGAGCCUGUACCCAGAGUUCCCCAAGGAUGUGAUGUCAUCGCUGACCUCACACGGGGAGUUCCUAUUCGUGGUGGAUCGCUCUGGCAGCAUGGGAUGCCCCAUGCACAAUGGGUCUGGGGCACAGGACCGUAUUGGCAGUGCCAGGGAUACUCUGCUGCUCUUGCUGAAAAGCCUGCCAAUGGGUUGCUACUUCAACGUCAUCGGCUUUGGGUCCAGUUAUAAGUCCUUCUUUCCUAAGAGUGUGGAGUACAGCCAGAAGACUAUGGAUGAGGCUCUACAGAAGGUGAAGGGAAUGAGUGCUGACAUGGGAGGUACAGAGAUCCUCCAGCCUUUAAAACAUAUCUACAGCCAGCCCUGCCUCCCCGACCAGCCCAGACAGCUCUUCUUGUUCACUGAUGGUGAGGUGAGAAACACCAAGGAAGUCCUGGAUCUGGUGAAGACGAAUGCUGGUUCUCACAGGUGCUUCUCCUUUGGGAUUGGGGAGGGGGCCAGCACUGCUCUCAUCUCUGGGGUGGCCAAACAGGCCGGAGGGCAUGCACAGUUUAUCACAGGACAGGACAGGAUGCAGCCCAAAGUGAUGCAGUCCCUCCGGUUUGCCCUGCAGCCUGCUGUGGUGGACAUCUCAGUCAAGUGGAAUGUCCCAAAGGAGGUGUCUGUCACCCCUCUAUCUCCACCAAUCAGAGUGCUCUUCCAGGGUCAAAGGGCACUUCUGUAUGCCCAGCUCACUGGGGAGAGCUCAGGGGACACAGAGGGCUCGGUGACAGUGAAGUACAGCCUGGCUGAGCAGCCUGUUGAGAAUCAGCUGAGCUUCAGUCUCAAACCUGCAGAGGACACUGGACUGACCGUCCACAGGCUGGGGGCUCGAACCCUGAUCCGAUCCCUGGAGGUGGAAGAGAGGGAGCAGGAUGGGGAGAAGGAGGGAGUGAAAGAGAAGGUGGUAGAGCUCAGCGUCCAAUCAGGAGUGAGCAGUGCCUUUACUGCCUUCAUCGCUGUCCACAAAGGAGAUGGAGAGGCCCUGCAAGGACAGCUGCUACGCAGACAAGUCCCCACGCCGAAGUUGUAUCACUGCCCCAUACCCUUGAUGAUGGCGUGUAGUAUGGCUCCUUCCAGCCCCAGGCACAUAAUGAUGGGAUGUGGAAAGGCUCGGUCCAGCCCCGUGCUAAAAAUGAGAAGGGCUCUCUCCAGCCCCAAGCCCAUAAUGAUGGGAUGUGGAAAGGCUCGGUCCAGCCCCGAGCACAUCAUUUUGGGGAGUGCCAUUAAAAUGAAUUGGUUAAAGGAUGUCCAAGCUGAUAUGUAUACCCCAGGCGAAGGGUUAACGUUCAGCAAAAAGAGUAAGCUUGAAGACUUUGACUCUCCAGCCCCAACCUCUAAGCCUGUGAGGGACCCUCUCCUCCAGCUGAUCUCCCUUCAGAAGGCCUCUGGUUCCUGGGUUCUGGAGGCAGCGUUGGCUGAGGUGCUGGGGAAGACUGAGGAGGAGGUGGCCAAGCCAAAGCCUGCACAGGUGGACCAUGAGGUGUGGGCCACGGUUCUAGCCCUGGUAUGGCUCUAUGGUUUCAAGAUGGAGGCUCAGGAGGAAUGGCAGUUUCUGGCCAUGAAGGCAGCAUCAUGGAUCCAGGCUCAGAAAGUGGCCAGUGUGUCCGAGUGUGUCCAGGCUGGAAAUAACCUUCUGGGUUGCCAGGUGCAGAAAGACCCCCUGGGGCUCUGAGAGGUUCACCCUGCCUGUCCUCUCUCUGUGCCCCAUGCGCCUGCUACUCUACCUGGGGUCAGAUACACACGCUUCCCUGCCUGCUUUUAGUCACCUGCUUCAAGCAACCUGUGGAGCUAGCAACUGUACCGGUCUGAACAAGCCUAAUUAUCAACCUCUUACCUAUAAUAGUCUACUGUAAUUUACUGUUAGCACACUUAUGUAUCUCAUUGUCAAAUCAAAUCCAAUUUUAUUUGUCACAUGCACCGAAUACAACAGGUGUAGACCUUACAGUGAAAUGCUUACUAA
Coregonus clupeaformis (lake whitefish) is the source of this 2938-nucleotide messenger RNA. RefSeq names its product von Willebrand factor A domain-containing protein 5A-like. The transcript is spliced from 18 exons. Bases 155 to 2650 code for a protein of 831 amino acids. The record is from RefSeq and is a predicted model, not a curated record. NCBI's taxonomy places the organism in Eukaryota, Metazoa, Chordata, Actinopteri, Salmoniformes, Salmonidae.